This is a messenger RNA of Penicillium odoratum, 3816 nucleotides long. RefSeq names its product Pfs NACHT and ankyrin domain protein. Lineage: Eukaryota; Fungi; Ascomycota; Eurotiomycetes; Eurotiales; Aspergillaceae. The transcript is spliced from 3 exons. Gene Ontology annotation, biological process: nucleoside metabolic process. Gene Ontology annotation, molecular function: protein binding; catalytic activity. The record is from RefSeq and is a predicted model, not a curated record. The coding region runs from base 1 to 3816 and encodes 1271 amino acids.
AUGGCGGAGAACCCCCUAUCACAGCUAGAGCAAUCAGUGUCACCACAAAAUAAUACUAGUCCCGAAACAUUCUCAUGCCGAAAGCGCCUUCGACACGAUGCCUAUACCAUCGGAUGGGUAUGCGCUCUUCCAAAAGAACAGACCGCAGCCAGAGCUAUGCUAGAUGAAGAGCACGAACCUCUUCCGACCCCUCGCAACGACCAUAACGCAUAUACUCUUGGCUCAAUAUGCGGCCACAACGUCGUCAUAGCCUGUCUCCCUAAUAUAGGAACCAACCCUGCCGCGACCGUCGCGACCUCUAUGAUAAACACGUUCCAAUCAAUCAGGUUCGGGCUGAUGGUUGGGAUUGGCGGUGGAAUUCCAUCGAAGGUCAAUCUGGGCGAUGUGGUGGUCAGCCAACCUGUUGCUGACUACCACGGGGUGGUGCAAUGGGAUAUGGGGAAGCUGGAACGGGGUGGGCAGUUCAUCCACACGGGCUCGCUGAACAGACCUCCGAACGCGCUUCUUAAUGCGUCGAAUCAGCUGAAAAGUAAUUAUGAGAUGUACGGAUCGAAGAUGAAGAAGUAUCUGGAUGACGUGGAAAGAAGAUUCCCGCGACUGGCGCCAAAAUAUACCAGGCGUGAGUGCUUGGAAGACCCAUUGUUGGUAUCACAGAAGGGACGUCGGACUUCGACCGCAUACCAUUUUCUGUCUGGUCUAUGGCAAGCGGUCAUCACAACGAUUGCAUAUCUUCUUGGCUUAUGGGCUAUCAAUCCAGUAAUUGAGGAGAAUAAGCGGCUGUCAGGGAAGGCAGAGGAAGCACGGACCCAAGGAGAAGUGAGGAUACACCAUGGCCUGAUCGCAUCCGGGAACAAAGUGAUUAAGGAUGCCCAGUCUCGAGACUCCCUCGAUAAAGCAUUUGGCGGGCACUUGUUGUGUGUCGAGAUGGAGGCAGCCGGGCUUAUGAAUGAUUUCCCAUGUAUUGUUAUCCGGGGCAUUUGCGAUUAUGCGGGGUCGGAGAAAGAAAAAAGCUGGCAAGAAUAUGCUGCAGCCGUGGCGGCUGCACAUGCAAAAGAACUUUUGGGAUGUGUGCACCCUAGUGUUGUCGAUACCGAGGAUUCAGCGAAAGCUAUGAUGGAAAAAGUCAAUAAACAGAUCGAUAAUGUACAGCGAGCGACAGUCGCCAUGAAAGCUACUACCGAUUCUAUCAAAUCUGCCCUUCGUACUCAUGAGAUUAAAGGCUGGCUUGAUCCCGCCGACCCAUCCACGAACGCCAAUCACGCGAGGGCGCUCCACCAUAAGGGAACAGGCGUGUGGCUCCUAGAGAACCCCGUCUUCCGGUUGUGGUACUUGGGAUCACGCCGACAUAUAUGGCUGCACGGGCUCGCGGGAUGUGGAAAGACCGUUCUCAGCAUAACUGUGCUUGAUCAUCUCGCAAAAGGAAACGACGGUCCUAUCCUCAAGUUUUUCUUUGACUUUAGCGACACCAAAAAGCAAACCUAUGAAAACAUGCUUCGGUCGCUUGCUUUCCAGCUUUAUUAUCAAGGCGGGGUUGACUCUGAAAUUCAUCUUGAUGCGUCAUUUCAAGCGCACCAGAAUGGCAAAGACCAACCUAAGAUAGAGGCUCUCUGGGUUAUCUUUUAUAACAUGCUCAGAGUCCAGAAGACAGUCUCUAUCGUUCUGGAUGCAUUAGAUGAAUCAACGUCAAGGGAUGAUAUUCUCAAGUGGAUUGAGGACAUAGUAUCUAGGCCAGAGUUGGCCCAUGUCCAGGUGUUCUAUACCAGUCGACCUGAGUCUAUGUUUCUACGCCGCAUUCCAGUUUUGAUAGGAGAGGAAGGUUGCCUACCACUUGAUGAGCAGGCUGUCAACUCCGAUAUCCGUUUAUGGGUUUCAGACCAACUCUCUCAGCGGCGUGAUUUUACAGAGAAAGUCUUGUCACAAGGUCUUCUUGAGGAAAUUCGGACGAAGGUUGGCGACGGGGCAGACGGAAUGUUUAGGUGGGCAUUCUGUCAAUUAGACAGCCUAGCUCGAUGUCGUCACGAGGCAGCUAUAGAGGAGGCUCUCGUAUCUUUACCUAAGAGCCUGAAUGAGACAUACGAGCGCAUGAUGAAGAGUAUACCAGUGGAGCGAAAAAUGGACUCAAUACGCCUGCUACAAUUUUUAGUACACGCUAAGCGACCUCUCACGUUAGCAGAGGCUAAAGAGGUAAUAGCGACGCAGAUCCAAAACGAGUCGAGAGGGUUUGACAUCAAGUGUCGGUUGUUCUGCGAAACUGAUCUCUUGGAUUACUGUCCCGGCUUAGCGAUAAUCGUUCACGCCACAGAUAAAGAGUUACAUCUUGCCCAUUUUUCCGUCAAAGAGUACCUUCUCAGAGACGACGAUUUCAAAAUCAUGACUGCCAGUAUUUAUAUCACGCAGACGUGCUUGACUUAUCUUGCAGACAUCAAAGGAAGUCACCAAGAGAUCAAGAGGCGUUUUCCGAUGGCAAGAUAUGCGGCCGAGUUCUGGGCAAGCUAUGCUGUGUUGGCUCGGGAUUCUGAGGAUAUCGUCCAAAAGACUGUCAAGUUCCUUGAAGAGGAAGAGACAUUCCAACGAUGGAGUCGUUUAUAUCAGGCUGAUAGGUAUUGGGAAGAUGACCCUGGUCCUCCGCGAGCUUCCAAACUCUACUAUGCUUGCCUCAAUGGGCUCUUGGCGCCUGCAGGGCAUCUUAUUAGCAAUGGAGAAGACGUCAACGCGCAGGGUGGCGAAUACGGCAGUGCUCUCCAGGCCGCCUCGGUCAAAGGCUAUGACGAGAUUGUCAAAGUGCUCUUGGAUAAAGGGGUGGACGUAAACGCACAAAGCGGCGAAUACGGUAAUGCUCUUCAGGUCGCCUCGUUACAUGGCCAUCACGAGAUUGUCAAAGAACUCUUGGAUAAAGGAGCGGACGUGAACGCGCAGGGCGGCAAUUACGGUAAUGCUCUCCAGGCCGCCUCAUCAAAUGGCCACCACGAGCUUGUCAAAGAACUCUUGGAUAAAGGAACGGAUGUCAACGUACAGGGUGGCUAUUACGGCAAUGCUCUCCAGGCCGCCUCGUCAAAUGGCCACUACGAGAUUGUCAAAGAACUCUUGGAUAACGGAACGGAUGUCAACGUACAGGGUGGCUAUUACGGUAAUGCUCUCCAGGCCGCCUCGUCAAAUGGCCACUACGAGAUUGUCAAAGAACUCUUGGAUGAAGGAGCAGACGUGAACGCGCAGGGCGGCAGUUACAGAAGUGCCCUUAGGGCCGCCUCAUUACAUGGCAAUCACGAGAUUGUCAAACUGCUCUUGGAUAAAGAAGCAGACGUCAAUAUGCGGGACCACGAUAACAGCAAUGCUCUCCAGGCCGCAUCGUUAAGUGGCCAUCACGAGAUUGUCAAAAUACUCCUAGAUAAAGGAGCGGAUGUAAACGCGCAGGGCGGCGAGCACGGUAAUGCUCUCCAGGCCGCCUCGUUUUAUGGCCAUCACGAGAUUGCCAAAGAACUCUUAGUCAAAGCAGCGGACGUCAAUGUACAGGGCGGCUAUCACGGUAAUGCUCUCCAGGCCGCCUCGUCAAAUGGCCAUCACGAGAUUGUUCAAGUACUCUUGGAUAAAGGAGCGGACGUAAACGCGCAGGGCGGCGAAUACGGUAAUGCUCUCCAGGCCGCCUCGUUACAUGGCUAUCACGAGAUUGUCAAACUGCUCUUGGAUAGAGGAGCGGACGUCAAUAUUCAGGACCACGAUAAGGGCAAUGCUCUCCAGGCCGCAUCGUGCAAUGACCAUCAGGAGAUUGUUAUAGGUUCAUUAGCUAGUAUCUGCUUUCAGGACGGACUACCCUUAUGA